ACUCUUUUUGUAAAAAAAACUUAAUUGUUGCGUUUCAUUAUUACCAAAUACGUAACAAAUUGGUGACCCCUGACGCUAAGAUUUCUACAACUACAGGUUUAAUAAUGGCAACGAGCGAUAGCAAUUCAUCAGUGCAAAUGCAAAUUUCCCGCGUAGCUGUGAAAGCUCCACCAUUUUGGCGUGCCGACCCUCUUUUGUGGUUCAAGCAAAUGGAAUCUCAAUUUUUAAUGGCUGGUGUUACGCAAGAUGCGACAAAAUUUCAUACCGUCGUGGCUUCAAUUGAAAGCAAUAUAUUGGAAAAGGCAGCAGAAAUUAUUGUAAAUCCUCCUUCGGAAAAUAUGUAUGACACGCUUAAAAAUAAAUUGAUUAGCAGUUUUACGGAUUCCGAGGAGAAGCGUCUCAAAAAGCUGUUGACAAAUAUUGAACUCGCGGACAAAAAGCCAUCCGAAUUGUUGUGGGAAAUGCGGUCUUUAUCACAAGGUAAGGUGUCAAAUGAUGUUUUGAAGCAGCUUUGGAUGCAGCGGGUUCCAACUGAAAUGAAGACAAUUUUAUCCGUCAGCGAAGAUGAUCUGAACAAAUUAGCUACCAUGGCCGAUAAGAUUGCUGACUGUAGCGAAUCAGAAAUAUGCAGUUUUUCACCUCCUGUGAAUCGUUUGGAAGAAAUUGAAAAGAAGUUGGCUAGCCUUUGCACACAAAUAGAAUCAUUUCGUAAGUCCAGAAGCCGUAGUAAGUCAUCAUCUUCAAAACGUUCACAUUCAAAAUCCGGCAGCAAAGCGAAACCUUAUUGCUGGUAUCAUUUAAAAUUUGGAGAAAAUGCCAGGAAAUGUGUAGCUCCAUGUACGUAUAAAUCUUCAACUUCGGAAAACUAAAUGGUGCGCCGUCUUUGGUGACGGAUGGGUGCACCCCAGAAGUAUGUCGCCUGUUUGUUCGGGAUAUCAAAUCGAAAACCAGGUAUUUAGUAGAUACAGGAGCGGAUUUAACAGUAUAUCCAGUCUCACGAUCCAUGCGCAAUCAACCACCCAGUCAACUUGUUUUAUAUGCCGCAAAUCAGACACCAAUUAAGACGUAUGGAACAUUGGGACUAAGUCGAUUGAUUUGGGACUAAGUCGAUUGUUUAAAUGGGACUUUGUGAUUGCUGAUAUUCAAAAGCCAAUUAUCGGAUCUGACUUUUUAGGUAAAUAUGGACUACUUAUCGACAUAAAGAAUAAUAGUUUGAUAGACCCUCACACGAAUCGUGAAUGUGGUGGUUCUGUAGCAAGUGUUCAAAACUCCUCCAUAAAGUGCAUAUCAAGUUCGACGAGUUACGCAUCGUUAUUGCAGGAAUUCAAUGAUUUAGCGAAAGUGAAUUUCAAAUCUAAGGCAAGACACUCAAUUUACCAUCAUAUAGAAACCACCAAAGGUCCUCCCGUUUUUUGCAAAUCCAGACGUUUAUCGCCGGAAAAGCUACAACUUGUUAAAAAAGAAUUCGAAGAAAUGAUUCGACUUGGUAUAUGUCGUCCAUCAAGUAGCAGUUGGGCUAGUCCGUUGCAUAUGGUGCAGAAAUCCAAUGGAGAAUGGCGCCCAUGUGGGGACUACCGCGGAUUAAAUGCUCGUACAGUUCCGGACCGAUAUGCUGUUCCCCAUAUUCAUGAUUUUGGAGCAUUACUUGAUGGUAAGAAUAUUUUUAGCGAGGUGGAUUUAAACAAAGCAUACCACCAUAUACCAGUGGCAGAGGAGGAUAUUAAAAAGACUGCAAUAACGACUCCCAUUGGCAAUUUUGAGUUUCCCAGGAUGACAUUUGGAUUGUGCAACGCUGCACAAAUUUUCCAGCGGUUUAUGCACGAGGUAACAAGAGAUCUUGAGUUCGUUUACGUAUAUAUAGACGAUAUUCUGAUUGCAUCGAAAGGCCCAGAGGAGCAUAAAAAGCACCUACGACUACUGUUUGAAAAGCUGCGCGACUGGUCUUACUAUCAACAUUAAAAAGAGCGUAUUUGGUGUAUCGGAGUUGGAAUUUUUAGGAUAUCUUGUGACAGAGAAUGGUUUGAAACCUCUUCCUAGUAGAGUGGAGGCUAUUCAAACGUUCAAGCUUCCUAGUACAGGCAAGGAUCUUCGGCGUUUUCUUGGAAUAAUCAACUUCUAUAGACGAUUCUUACCCGGCGCUGCAAAAUCUCAAGUAGCCUUGAAAUUUCUUGUUCUGGAUGACAAACGAAAAUUUGUAAAUAUGAGGAGUUGGAAAUUGUCUUUCAAACAAUAAAAACCUUAUCACUCUUUUUGUAAAAAAAACUUAA
Messenger RNA from Stomoxys calcitrans (stable fly), 2267 nucleotides. RefSeq lists its product as uncharacterized. The record is from RefSeq and is a predicted model, not a curated record. The transcript is spliced from 2 exons. Bases 105 to 869 code for a protein of 254 amino acids. NCBI's taxonomy places the organism in Eukaryota, Metazoa, Arthropoda, Insecta, Diptera, Muscidae.